Messenger RNA from Amoebophrya sp. A120, 1963 nucleotides. Lineage: Eukaryota; Dinophyceae; Syndiniales; Amoebophryaceae. The record is from the annotation of a GenBank genome assembly.
AUGGCGAGGAGCACGCAGGCAAAUCUUACCGCUCGGGAUGCACAACUUGGAUUUACUUUACACCGCGCCGCGGCAAAUGAAAAAGAAAAUCUCGAUCUUCACCAUAGGCAACAAAGAACGCAUACGCAGCUUCUAGAUGUAGACCCUCAACAAGAAGUAAGCCAGCAUUUAUUCGAGGACGACGCUCAAAAAAUCUUCGACGUGGAGCCGCGAAUAUCUUUCCUCGACCUGGGCGGCAACCUCGGUCUGUGGAGCCUUGUCGCCGCGGUGGUGCAUAAAGCCGAGGUGUUUGCUUUCGAGCCGGUGGUGGGGAAUUUCAACAAGCUCUUUCAAACUUUGUUCUGCAGCAACAAGGAGUUGCUAGGAAAGAACUUCGCACACAACUUCCUGCACCUGGUCCGCGCAACCGCCGGCGCGCCGGAGACCGAGGGGGAGAAACGCACACUGUCCAUGCUGAACUGGUCGACCGUCGUUAUCAAAUGUAAAAAUGUCUGGGUCUGGAAACUUGUGAUGCUGUGUGGCGUAUCAUGAGAAGGCCACAAUUGCUGGCUCAGCAUGACAAGUUCCUGAGCUUCUAGGUGUUGCCUAUUCUGCAUGACAAACUACGUCUCUGCAUGACAGAAAAGUGGGGCUCUUUGGUAAUGUGCAUGACAGAUUUAAGAGUCAUGCCAGACAAGCAUGACAAACUUGCAUUCUUCCAGACCCAGACAUUUUUACAUUUGAUAGUCGUGCUGGAUCAGCAAAACAUCGAAGCCGCCGACAUUGUGCAAAGGAACCAACCGGUGCUUGCAGACUCCGGACGCGAAAACUUGGCAAUUGAUGCAGCAGAGCAGCUUGGCUUGGUAAGGGAAGAGGACCACACGAUUAGGUUGCACACGGUGGACAGAAUCUGGAACCGGCACUGGCGAUACAACAGAAAUGGAGGUAAAAAGAAUGGAGGGACGUUGUCACAGCAAGAAGUGUAUGCACUGCGAAACUAUCGUACUAUGAGAAGUUCUUCCAAGAGCAAAAAUGGAAUUCCUCAGGCUGUUUCAGGUAAAAAGCUGGAUCUGUCAUGCAAAACUGGUAUUUACUUUUACACGAGUGCGAUACUUUUGCACAGGAUAAAAUAACCCGCGACCUGUUUAUCAAAGCGGAUGUCGAGGGUUACGAGUGCGCGGCGCUGCUUGGCGCGGAGGAGUUUCUGCGGCACAGCCGCGUCUGGGGCCUGAUGUUCGAGUACUCCGCAUUUUGGGCGGAGAAAACGGCCGUGGGAACAUCAAGUAAGGCGGAAGCCACCUCCUGCACCAACCCGCGGAUCCGAGCGAGGCUGUCGAAACUUUUCAUGAGGAUCGGACUCACGCACUUCUACGGCUUUGGCGCGAGCUGGAUGUACCCGCAGUUCGCGUGCCACAUCGGGAAUCUGUGGCGGUUUGUGGACCGCACGCGGAUUUUCAUCCACAACACUAGUGCGCUGAACAUCGUGGGACUGCCCGCACACAUGGAGCACGAAUCCUUCACGGCACUGUGGAAUGAAACGGAGCUGACACAGGUGGGCGGGGCGGAUCUGGUUCACGCGGCGCUCAGUAAAGCAGCCGCCAAGUAGUUGUCGUUUGUCGAGUAGCUGUUUGAAGACUGAAGGAACCAUGUGGAGGCUCCCUCGUUGUCGGCGUCCAUUGUUCGGAGGUUGAGGUAGGCUAAUCACUACUUCUGCGCACAUACUUUGUGUGAAGAUUAGUAUGUGAAUGAGUUUUGAAUUCUAUGUUAGUGUUACCGCGACAACUCUACCGCGACGACUCUAAUAAACUGGAACUCUCCUGCUCCCGAAGACAGAAGCGCGAGUGUCCGUGUAACAUUUUUACAGAUGCAGAACUUCUCGUCUAUACGAGACCCAGACCGUGAAUAUUAGUAAAAAGCCUGGCCGCAACUCGGAGCUCGCGGUAGUCUCAAAUUUUAAGACCCCUUAGACAGGGCGAGUGUGCAC